Messenger RNA from Drechmeria coniospora, 480 nucleotides. RefSeq lists its product as uncharacterized. Bases 1 to 480 code for a protein of 159 amino acids. NCBI's taxonomy places the organism in Eukaryota, Fungi, Ascomycota, Sordariomycetes, Hypocreales, Ophiocordycipitaceae. The transcript has a single exon. The record is from RefSeq and is a predicted model, not a curated record.
AUGUCGAACCAUCAAUGGUAUGGAGUGUACAAAAUCAAGUUCAAACUUGCCAUGCAGGAUCCUGACAUGCCGAGUCCACGAUUCCAUACACUCAUCUUCGUCGAGACGAAUGCGCAAGGACCGGGCACCGGUACCAAGCACCACGUCACAGGCGAUAUCGUCAAGGGCAUGUACUACGAGUCCAAGCCAUACCACAACCCUGAUAAAUCGGAGAGCCUUCAUUCCAAGGAACUUAUUGGCCACACAAAUGCCUCCAACUAUCCCCACGAUUUUGACAAGAUCCUCAAGGCCGUUCCGCCUCCCUCGAAGCAAAAGGCUUUCAACCAUCAAAGCAUGAGGACGGAACCGGUCAAGUCGUGGGAGCCUUUGACAUUCUACAAACCUGGAGAGCCUCGUCAGCCGUUGGUGAAAUGUACAGAGUGGACAGAGCAGCGGGCUAUACCUGCACUCGGCAAAUACGGUCUCGUUCAACAGAGGUAA